AUGGCGUCUGCUGGUACUAACAUGAGGAGGAAUUGCUUUUGGAUUAAAGUAUUAUUUGGGGAAAAAAAAGAUAAAGAUUCAAUUGAUCAGUAUAUUUUUAAAAUGCUCGAAGCACAAAAGAAAAAGAAAGAGAAUGCCAAUAAAAACGAGAAAUCUUCUGGAAAGGAAAAAGAGGACUCUUCCAAGAAGAUACUACAUAACAAGCAAAAACAAAAAAAUAUUCAUGGGAACAAGGGGAGCAAUUCACAACUUCCCAUGAAAGAGGGGAAGGAUGCAGACGACCAUGAACAACAAAUUAUUCAGGAUGAGUUUGAGAAUCUUGGUGAAGAUAUUCCAUUGAAUAAUUCUAAUGCAACGUUAAUAGACAACAAGAUUGACAAUACGUGUUUGUAUCCCCUCCUUCAUGCUUGUGAGGUGUUAGAAAGUGAGAAAUUCAAAAAAUGCAGUGAAAGCAACAUAAGACAGGAUCAAAAGGAUUCUUUUGAGGAGGAACUUCCUGACCAACAACAACAAGAUGAUAUUGAUGGUGAGUUGGAGCUCAACAAUACUACAUGUGAAGAUGGUCUCCCAGAUAACAAUAUUGUUAAUUAUGGCUCGAAACUUUUGACAAGAGAUGAAAAGGAUGGAAACUAUCGUAUCACACAAGGAAUACCGAGAAGUAUAAAAUUUCGUUCCAUUGAUAACCUCUAUAAGUGUACUCCCAGGCUCUCACCAAUUGAAGAUGAAUAUAAUUGGAAUCGUUCAACUGAAGAAGACCAAAAUGUAAAUCAUUUGGCAAACAACAAUGGAGAAAAGGAUGCGACUUCUUUCCCCUAG
Molecule: messenger RNA, 816 nt
Organism: Solanum dulcamara
Lineage: Eukaryota; Viridiplantae; Streptophyta; Magnoliopsida; Solanales; Solanaceae
Exons: 8
Coding region: 1-816 (271 amino acids)
Source: RefSeq, a predicted model, not a curated record